This is a messenger RNA of Gaeumannomyces tritici R3-111a-1, 3354 nucleotides long. RefSeq lists its product as hypothetical. The record is from RefSeq and is a predicted model, not a curated record. Gene Ontology annotation, molecular function: primary methylamine oxidase activity; copper ion binding; quinone binding. NCBI's taxonomy places the organism in Eukaryota, Fungi, Ascomycota, Sordariomycetes, Magnaporthales, Magnaporthaceae. The transcript is spliced from 8 exons. Bases 1115 to 3217 code for a protein of 700 amino acids. Gene Ontology annotation, biological process: amine metabolic process.
GCACAAGUGCCUUGCUUGGCAACGGACUGGGCGAAGUUCUCUCCGGAGAGCUGUUGCCAGCCGUGGCCGGGCGAAUGUGAUGUGAUAGUUUUUAGGGAGUUCGCAAAACAUUGCAUGGUGCCAGCGGCCUUGGCUGUAUCUGAUAAAUAUGGCAAAAUAAAUACGAGGGAGCGGCGCCAUGAGCUAGGAUGCCCACUGUCUGAAGUCAUUGCAAGCAAGAUAACGAGCGCGCUAGCAGCGACUAGUAUAACCCUCGGAAGGGGGUAUAGCUAGCUGGGACGAACACUAUAAAAUAUACAAGCAGCCUACACGGGAUCAUUUGACUUGGUCCGAUACCAGGUAUCUACCCACCGAGGGAAGAGGCUGUCUUGUUGUUCAUGAUCAAUGGAACACGAGCUUCUGUAAGUACGUCACAGAAACCGACCCCUCCCCCGCACACGUUAUGGCGAUAGAUGGCGCGCCGCCGGGCUCCGAGAAAGACAUCAAGCUGCAUGCGCGGCGCUGCUUGAAAUACCUGCAUUGGGCAAUCGCACGCGGCCAGCCCCAAGAAGCGAAGCGGGGCCGGCUUAUCACCCCUCCUCCUCUCCCGGGCUGUCGGCUGGGCUCUCCACCUGCCCGCGGGCUUCCGAGGCUCGGGACCGCAAACCCCCCUUAUCGGCCGCUGUGGUGGGUGCACAUCAGCUGGGGGUGCUGGGCAAGAUAGAUACUUGCCUGGGCAGUCCCACGUUUUGGAGAUCUGCCCGCCCGUGAGCCCGCAGCCCACACCAUCGUGAGGGAGCCUAGCCAAUGAGUGAUUUCUUUUGCUAAUGGAUCGAUGUCGAUGGUAUAUCUUGCCCAAAAUGGCAAAAAAGUACACGGCUAUGGAUCGGUUGUUUGGAAAGUAGGCUAGCGCCCGACUUGCGGCAUAUCAAGGGAUUCUCCUCCCGAGACAGGCCCGUGUUUCCCUUCGAUAUAUAAGCGGCUGUUGUGGCAAAAAGCGUUGGCGCUCUCGAGCUGUCUCCCUCCCGGGUUUCAAGUGUCUGUUGCCUGUACGUGUAAACAGUCACACAUCUAUCUACCUAUUUACGCACAGUCAGCCCGUCCAGAUCGGGCAAACAACAGAUUCGCAGCCAACAUGGGGUCAACUUUCGUUACAGCCCCGCACCCUUUCGAUCCCUUGACGGGUGACGAGAUAGCUACUGCUAUAUCGCUGGUGAAGAAAGCUCACGGAGAUGUGCACUCCAACGUCGUUUCGCUGCACGAGCCGCGCAAGGCCGAGAUGACGGCCUGGCUCGCCAAUCCUAAUAGUGCGCCGAGGCCAGCACGAGUCGCCGAUGUCGUGGUCAUCGCUCCGGACAGCAAGGUCUUCGACGGUCUCGUGGAUCUUGCUUCUGGGAAGAUCGUCAAAUGGGAGCACGCUGAAGGCGAACAGCCUAUCCUCAUGAUGGAGGAGCUCCAAGCGGUCGAGUACCUCUGCCGCACCGAUCCCAAGGUCAUUGAGCAGUGCGAGCUGAGCGGGAUUCCAAAAGAGGAUAUGCACAAGGUGUACUGCGACCCUUGGACCAUCGGCUACGACGAACGCCAUGGCAGCAUGGUCCGUCUGCAGCAGGCGUUCAUGUACUACCGCCCGGAUAUCGAUGACUGCCAGUACCAGUACCCGCUCGACUUCUGCCCCAUCUACGACGCGGGGAAGAAGCAGAUUGUGCACAUCGACAUCCCCAAGGUGCGGCGGCCCCUGAGCAAGGCCCCGCCCGUCAACUACCACCCCGCGGCCGUCGAGAAGGCGGGCGGGUACCGCAAGGACCUGAAGGCCAUCCACAUCACGCAGCCGGACGGCGUCUCGUUCGGCAUGAACGGUCGGGAGAUCGAGUGGCAGAACUGGCGGUUCCACAUCGGGUUCAACUACCGGGAGGGCAUCGUGCUCAACAACAUCACCUUCAACGACAAGGGCAAGGUGCGCCCCAUCUUCUACCGAAUGUCUCUUGCCGAGAUGGUGGUCCCCUACGGUAACCCCGAGCACCCUCAUCAGCGAAAGCACGCAUUCGACCUGGGAGAGUACGGGGCAGGGUACAUGACAAACAGUCUGUCGCUAGGGUGCGACUGCAAAGGCUCUAUCCACUACCUCGACGCCGAUUUCCCACGCUCCGACGGAUCAACCAACACCAUCAAGAAUGCUAUCUGUAUCCACGAGGAGGAUGCUGGGAUCCUCUUUAAGCACACGGACUUCAGAGAUGAUUCGACCAUUGUCACAAGGGCUCGAAAGCUGAUCAUACAACAAGUGUUUACGGCAGCAAACUACGAGUAUGCCAUCCAGUGGAUAUUUCACCAAGACGGGACCAUUCAGCCCGAGAUCAAGCUCACGGGAAUCCUCAACACAUACGCGAUGAACCCUGACGAAGAUACUCUUGGGUGGGGGACCCAGGUGUACCCAGGUGUGAAUGCCCACAACCACCAACAUUUGUUCUGCCUGCGUAUCAACCCCAACGUGGACGGCCCCAAGAACACAAUCUUCGCCGUGGACGCGGUGGCGUCGGACGCGCCCGUCGGAAGCCCCGAGAACUUCUACGGCAACGCCUUCUACGCACGCAAGACGAGGUUGGAGACCACGGGACAGGCCAAGACGGACUACGACGGCGCGACGUCGCGGACGUGGGAUAUUUCCAACGAAAGCGUCUUGCACCCUUAUAGCGGCAAACCGUCCACGUACAAGCUGGUCAGUCGGGAGGUGCCCGGGCUGCUCCCAAAGGAGAACUCGCUCGUCUGGAAGCGAGCCGGGUUCGCUCGGCACGCGGUGCAUGUGACCAAAUACCGAGACGACCAGCUCUGGCCGGCGGGCCGGCACGUGCCGCAGACGAGCGGCGAGCCGUCGCGGGGCCUGCCCGAGUGGGUGGGCGACGGGACCGAGGCGGUGGCGGACGACGACAUUGUGCUGUGGCACACGUUCGGGGUCACGCACAUGCCCGCGCCCGAGGACUUCCCCGUGAUGCCGGCCGAGGGCAUGUCGCUGCUGCUGCGGCCGCGCAACUUCUUCGCCAGCAACCCCGUCAUGGACGUGCCGCCGUCGUACGCCGUCACGCCGAGCCAGGUGCUGGCGGGCGGCGCCGCGGCCCUGGACGCGACCGACGCCAUGAGCAGGCUCGCGUUUGGCAACGGCGCGGCCUCCAACGGGAACGGGAACGGGGACGGGAACGGACACGGGGGGAACGGAUGCUGUGUGCCGGCUAACGGGUCUCACUGAGUGUUAUAUGCUCGUUCUAGGUGUUACGGAUGAUCAGAGGUCAUGUCAGCUCAUAUUAGCUCAUGUUUUCGCCAGCUCUGCCCAAAGGAUAAUAGGCAUAAUGAAGAAACCAAACCACGCCGUGCUCUCUUGGCCAA